GGCGGCGGCGGCGGCGGCGGCGGGGGGCGGCCGCUCCCGGAGGGCAUCCCCGGCGGCGGCGGCGGGCCGAGAGCGGGUCUCGCUCCUCAGCACCUCCUUCGUGCUCAAAGGGGACGCGUCUCACAACCAGGCGAUGGUGCACUGGACGGGCGAGAACAGCAGCGUGAUCCUGAUUCUUACCAAGUACUAUCAUACUGACAUGGGAAAAGUGCUGGAGAGCUCUUUGUGGAGGUCCUCAGAUUUUGGGACGUUAUACACAAAGUUGAAUCUACAGCCUGGGAUUGCCACUGUUAUCGACAAUUUCUACAUUUGUCCCACCAACAAAAAAAAGAUCAUUCUUGUAAGUUCUUCCCAUAAUGACCGUGACCAAAGCCUUUUCAUAAGCACAGAUGAAGGAGCUACAUUCCAGAAACAGCCCAUUACUUUCUUUGUGGAAACUCUUCUCUUCCACCCAAAAGAAGAAGACAAAGUACUCGCUUACACAAAGGAAGGCAAGGUUUAUGUAUCCAUUGACUUGGGGAAAAAGUGGGUCCUUCUUCAGGAACGUGUUUCAAAAGAUCAUAUUUUUUGGGCUGUUGCUGGAGUUGAUGGAGACCCUGAUUUAGUUCAUAUGGAAAUUCAGGACCCCAGUGGAGGUUAUCGUUACAUCACUUGCCAGAUUCAAAAUUGUUCUGAUAAGACAAUGACAGUCCAGUUUGCUGGUGGCACUGAUCGGGAUUCCCUGACUGUGCAGGAUGACUACAUAUUCCUUCAGACAACAUCAGCAAAUCGGACCAAGUAUUAUGUAUCCUACCGUCGAAAUGGCUUUGUGCAGAUGAAAUUGCCAAAAUAUGCCUUGCCAAAAGAUUUACAGAUAAUCAGUACAGAUGAAAACCAGGUAUUUGUGGCUGUUCAGGAAUGGUACCAGACAGACACAUACAAUCUGUACCAGUCUGACCCACAAGGCAUUUACUACUCCAUCCUGCUGGAGAACGUCCGGAGCACAAAGCAGCCAGAAGAGAAUGUCCUGAUAGAUAUUCUGGAGGUCAGAGGUGUAAAAGGAGUCUUUCUGGCCAACCAGAAGAUUGAUGGGAAAGUUGCAACUCUAAUAACCUACAACAAAGGCCGUGACUGGGAUUUUCUAAACCCUCCAGACAUUGAUAUGAAUGGAAAACCUACCAACUGCAAACCUCCUGAUUGCUACCUUCACCUCCAUCUCCGCUGGGCAGAUAAUCCAUAUGUGUCAGGAACCGUCCAUACAAAGGAUACUGCACCAGGACUCAUCAUGGGAGCAGGUAACCUGGGAUCCCAGUUGGUUGAGUAUAAAGAAGAAAUGUACAUCACAUCUGACUGUGGGAAGACAUGGCGCCAGGUCUUUGAAGAAGAGCAUCACAUCUUGUACCUGGACCAUGGUGGAGUUAUUGUGGCCAUCAAAGAUACCUCUAUCCCACUGAAAAUACUCAAGUUCAGCAUAGAUGAAGGCCAGACUUGGAGUACACAUAAUUUUACAAGCACCUCAGUCUUCGUAGAUGGAUUACUUAGCGAACCUGGAGAUGAGACACUGGUCAUGACAGUUUUUGGACACAUCAGUUACCGCUCAGACUGGGAACUGGUGAAAGUGGACUUCAGGCCAUCCUUCUCCAGGGAGUGCACCGAGGAUGACUAUGAAUCUUGGGAGCUCACAAAUCUACAGGGUGAUCGUUGCAUCAUGGGUCAACAGAGGAGCUUUCGGAAAAGGAAGAUUUCAUCAUGGUGCAUUAAAGGGAGAAGUUUCACUUCAGCUCUAACAUCCAAAGUCUGUGAAUGUGCGAACUCUGAUUUCUUAUGUGAUUAUGGGUUUGAACGCUCUGCACCUCUGAAGUCACAGUCUAGCAAGUGCUUUGCUGACUUUUGGUUUAACCCAGAAGCACCUCCUGAAGACUGUGUGCUGGGGCAGGCAUACACCAGCAGCAGUGGGUACAGGAAAGUUGUAUCUAAUGUGUGUGAAGGUGGUGUAGACCUGCAGCAGAACUUAGCACAGCAUUUGUGUCCAUUGAUUGCUCCCAAGGGACUUCAGAUCAGCAUCAGAGGAGAAAGCCUGGCUGUUAAGCCUGGGGAGGACAUCACCUUCGUUGUCAGACAAGAGCAGGGUGAUAUAUUGAAUACCAAGUACCAGGUGGAUCUUGGCGAUGGAUUUAAGGCAAUAUAUGUGAACCUUACAAUGACUGGGGAACCCAUCCGUCACCGUUACGAGAAUCCUGGGAUUUACCGUGUCUCGGUGAAGGCUGAAAACGUUGCUGGACAUGAUGAGUCUGUAGUGUUCGUCCAAGUCAACUCUCCUCUGCAGGCUUUAAAUUUAGAAGUGGUUCCAGUCAUUGGCAGAAACCAGGAGGUGAAUCUGACAGCCAUCAUACUGCCCAAGAACCCUAACUUGACAGUCUUCUACUGGUGGAUAGGAAACAAUCUUCAGCCACUUCUUACACUGGACAGUUUUCUGGUGACGAGGUUUGCUGUGACAGGUGAUGUCAGAGUGACAGUGCAAGCUUCCUGUGGGAACUCCAUGCUACAGGAUUCCAAAGUUGUCCACGUUUUUGAUCAUUUUCAUGUUCUUCCUCUGAAGUUUACCAAACACCUGGACAUGUACAACCCCGACAUACCAGAGUGGAGGGAAGAUAUAGGGCGCGUAGUAACACGACUUCUUGCAAAGGAAACCAAUAUACCUGAAGAAACGCUUAUGACAGUUGUGAAACCUGGUCUGCCCACAACUGCUGACUUGCACGUGCUGCUACCAGCAAAUCAACCUAAAAGGAAGAGAAGUGUAAAUAGUGAUAAGAGAAUAGCAGCUAUAAAGCAGGCCUUGAAUGCACACAACAUCAGUUUCUUUCUGCGGGGAGGAUACUGGGUCUUAGUGACAUUAGCAGACUCUGAUUCAGACUCUCAAAGAAUUGGAGGAGGCAGUGGCUACUGGGCUAUUGUGGUUCUCUUUGUUAUCUGUCUAGUCGCAGUUGGAGCUUUCAUCCUCUACAAGUUCAAAAGGAAACUACCAGGCAGGAAUGUCUAUGCCCAGAUGCACAAUGAAAAAGAGCAAGAGAUGACAAGCCCUGUUAAUCAUAGUGAGGACACCCAGAACAUCAUCCAGGGUGAGGAGUUUAUUGAUGAUGAUCUGGACUCUCAAACGCUAGUGACUCCUUCUGGGAGAAGUGGCAACUUGAACAGCUACAGAGUUCCCCUAUUGCUGAUGCCGGUCAGUGUCCAGUCCCAGGCAAUCACUCAGGCGUGGUUUUGAGCAUCAACUCCAGAGAGAUGCACAGUUACCUGGUUAGCUGAUAUUUACAGCUGAACGCAAAAACCGAAAGACUCUUCUCUGUAUCGUUUUAUUUUUCCCUGGUGAUGUCACAAAAUUGCAAAUAUGGCUGUAAAUGCUGGUGGAGAGAAGGUUCCCUAACAGUCCCAUGGAAAAAAGCGUCCAUCGUCAGUUACUGGUGGAGAAGGAUGCACAUCUUGUGUUCACUAACGGCCUGAGAAUUUGUUAUUCAAACUCAAACUACAGUAGCAAAUGUGUAGCCCUGGGCACAUUCAAUGCCACCUUCUUUCUUUCCUGUAUAAGCUCUAGUUCUCUCUGUUUAUUUUUAGGAGGGUUGACUGUAACUUUUUAAUUAUAUUUUUAAUUGAGGUAUUCAGCAGAAGGAUGGGACUCUUCAGCUUGAAAAGGUGAUUUCUAAACCAUCACUGGACCAGACCAGGGGCUGGUUGGUCUCAAUGACAUGGUUUCAGAAUGCCGUAACUCAACAGUGGUUCUGUACUGGGAGAGGACUGAGCAAGGAGCUGGAUGUGCUCCUAGUCAGUACAAGCUCUUAACUUAAAUACAUGUGAGACAAUCUAAUGAAUUUAGGCCUAAGCCCUUCUGUGGAUUAAACAAAGUAAAGUGCUAAAUAGGUUAUCUCAUAAUUAUAGGAUAACACUCCUUUAAGUGUAGCAAGUCCUGACAAACCCUCAGCACCAGAACCUCCCCCGAUCCCACCCGUGUAUGAGAUAAACACACCAGCGUGAAGCUUUUCCCAGACCAGGUGCCUUCGCUUACAGACGGUCAUUUCAGUUGCUCUCCUCUUGUCUUCUGAGUGAGCACCUCUAGGAUGAUGACAGCUGCCAGAGCUGUUAUCAUGUAACAACCCGUGCUGAUGGCCUGUCUCUUUUUAAAUUUCCUUAGAGUGUAAAUACGUCUUCAUGGUCACUGUCUUUGUAGGAUUAUUUUUUUUAAGACUUGCUGUUAGAGCAGAGAUGCCGGGAAGGUCAGAGUCCUCCUCCAGUUUGGACGCUGCAGUUCCUUUCCUACCCGCAUCUUCCCUUGGGAUAUCAACUUUGGAGGCAGGGAUGGGCAAACUCAUACCCAGACUCCUCCAUUUGUGUUGGUCUGACAAGGCAGAGGGCACGAGGAGGGCCUGUAUCAGUGGUAUCAGGUCCGUGCUUCCUUUCUCUCACCACAGGGUGUCACUCGGGCCCCACCACAGCAGUGGUCCCAACUUCUGCAGGUUGGGCAGGGGGUGAAAUAGGGCGCUUCUCUUGGAAACCUGCAUAAUCUCUUCACUUUUUGCCUUCAGUAGAGGAUAAAUAGCUCUUUACUCACUGAAUGUCAUGCUGAUGCUAGUGGCAAGCUCCCACACCACCUUGCGUGCAGGGAAUGUAGCUAGCUGCAUCUGCCUGAGUAAACAAGCAGUAAAUAAUGUAUGCUGGCAAGACACAAAAGAACUGUCUUAAAAUUACCCCAUGCAUUGGAGUCAUUCUUCUGCAUAGCUGUGGAUAUCCUAGAGCAUAUGGUUGUCAAAUGCAGCAGAGUGGGAUGUCAUAAUUCAGUGCAGUAGUGUGGGCUCUCAGAAACCCCACAGGAUGUAUGUGUAAAGCACAAGAAAAUCUUGUUUAGAAACUUCAUGAGAUGACCUGAAUGAAAAAGUUAAAGAUGCUGCAAAAUACUGCAGACUCCUCAGGAAAAUAAAUUCAAAAUUCUUUCCAAAAUUUCUGCCUACGUAGUGGUGGAGUGCCAUGCAAACUGACCAAGAGGGAAGCAGUACUUUAGCUAACUGUCGUGUUCAACAAGUGCGUGCUUAAAUCCAAGGUGUUACGUGGAACUGAGUCUGCAUUUCUCAAAGAGAAGUGUGAUAUAGAAUUUGCUGUGCAUUGGAAACUUUCCCUUCUCUCUAGCUUUCUAUGCGUUCUCUAGUGGAAAUGAGACAAAACAGACAGUAAAAUAGAAUUGCAAACAGCUUGCUUGUUCCUGUGAAAUGAAUCUGAAGUGGGCAUGGAGCAAGUGAGUAGGGGACUAGUCUCAUGGACAAGAAAUGGGAUGGAGACCCAAGCACUGGAAUUGCUCUCCCACUGUUUGUCUGAUUAGUUAAGGACAUUGUUGGAACUGGGUCACAUAUUCGAUCUGUUCUUUAGCAGCUACUUUCAUACAUUUAAAACAGGGUGAUUUGUGUCUCUGAUAACAGCAGUCUUUUGGAAAAGAAUAUUUAACCACACGGUACUCUAAUUAACACUUAGCACAAUGUAGUGCCUGUAAUAAUGUUUUUCAAUGCUAAUUAAUUUGAUUCAUGCAGCACUCCUGCAAGGUUGGUUUGUCAUGUCUUAAAAGCGCUGUUUUCUAAAGAGUUGUCAGUAUUGUUAUAACUGUAUUAGCAAUAUCCAACAGAUAAUAAAGUAAGCCUUUAGCUCUCUGGCAAGAAUAACUUUAAAAAUGAAUUAUUUUGAAACUGAGAAAAUACCAUUUCUAUUUUCCCAUUUGCAGUUUAUCUUCAAGUGAAAAUGAUCUGUAGUGUUAGGUUUUGAAUCUCUUGAACUAUGUCCAUGAUAUAUAUAUAUAUAUAUAUGUAUAUACACCUUAAAAUGCUUAUAUAUGUGUGUAUCUCCUUUACCUAAGUCUGAUUACAUGCAUAUACAGAAACAGAGUUCUUUCUUUGCACACCAGGCACACGUGCACACAUGAGUACAUGCAGUGUUUGUACACACUCCAGUUAAGAUUGUUAGUGAGGAAGGGUGAUUAGCUAAGAAACAGAAGAUGGGUGUCACACACCCACAUACCUGGAUUCUGUACCCAGACUCUGGGCAAAUUACUUAACCUGUAUGUGCCUCAGUUUUCCCACCUGUAAAAUGGAGCUGAUAGUAAUUACCUACCUCACAGGGGUAUUGUGAGGCUAAAUCAAUUCCUGUUUAUUCAGGAUCUUCAGAGUGAGUACAUAAUAUUAGUAGUCUUGCUUCUUUAUUUUACUUAUAAUGAUUGUUGUUAUUUAAAGAGUACUGAAACCAACCACAAUUAUAUAUAACUGUAAAAAUAUCCAUAAUCCAAAACAGGUACACAACUGUUAGAAAUAAAAAUAAUGUAAUUUGAUUUGAAAACUGUUACUGGACCAUAUUGUUAUGCAGUAACAUUGCAGCAUUGGCUGUGAUCUUGCUAAUUUGCACCCCAGUAUCUUAAACUUCCUUUUCUGCAGUGUUACAUGGUCAAAGGUCUUAUAUUAAUUGGUACAGUGCUUCCUAUCAAUAUUGGCAGUGGACUAUACUAAAACCAAUAACAACAAAACUGGUAUUGUAUUGGCAUCAUUUAGAACUUGUGGUCUUCUUAAAUUGUACGUAUUUGCAAUUUCAAAAGCACCUGAUACUUUUCAGUAUGCUCCAUUAAGUGCUGAUAUGAAGCAUACUUACACAGCCAUCAAGAUUUACAGCUUGGUUUUCCUUUUGGCACUGGAUGUUUGAGAUGGCUGUAGGGUGAUCUACCCAGAUAAUGUGCUCAGAAAUGCCCAAAGACAUCUAGUGACACGCAACCACCCCCAGCGUAAAUUAAUUUCUCAAAAAUAAAAGCAAUAUAAACUAAUGUGUGCUUUAAUACCCUUUAAAGAGGGUGGUGGAAGUGACUGUGAAGAAAUAGAUGGUGUGAGCCUGAGGCAACCUGCUGUUACAGCUCCAAUUCGCAUCCAAUUUCUUUGAACUCUGUGAGGAUAUUCUCAUUGAAUUAUAUCAUUCUUGGUGAGUUUUCUGCUUCCCUUGGCCAGUGGGAAAAGUGUUUGUUCUCAUAAAGCAAUUUGUUACUUUACUGUCCUCUGGACAAACAAAGGCAUAUCACUGGUUUGCCAUUAUCAAUUCCAAGUACAAAGCAGAUUUCAGGUGACAUUACUACAUUGGUUAUCUGUAUUUUAAGUCACUGAGAAAUCCCUUUAGUGGGAAUACUCUAUUACUGCAUGCUGCCUCUUUAAUAGAGGUUAGCAGAAUGGAACUGCAUUGGUUUCUAUCCUCCUUACACAAAGACGUGUGUUUUUUUCAUUUGUAAGAAAUGAAAUGCAUUUGUUUGCUGUCACUUUUUGAUGGCAAACCAGUGAUUCUGCUACGCUUUGAAUUGUUAAUGUUAUGUAAAUUUGAAUAUGAUGUUGCUAAGUCAGUAACAGUAAUGACAGUUGCAGUUGAAGAUGUUCCCUUUGUUUCCUAUAAAACUGUGCUCUAAGUUUUUUUAAUGAAGCUUUUGGGGGAAAAAGAGACUAAAAUUUUCCAUUUCAUUGCCAAAUCAUUUACUUUUAGAGUUGCUUUUUAUAUGUUGAUUGAUACUGCUGUGUUUUUUCCAUCUUCAUUCUGGCUUAUGAUCAGAAAGAAAUUUAUAACCAUUCACCUUUAUAAAUCUUUUGAGAUGCAGAACAUAACUGGGUAAACCAGACUGUCCCUGAAGUCCCUUCCUAUAUUUUUUUUCCCUCUUCCAGACCCAAUUGCAUAUUUCUUCUAUUUUUCUUCCUGAGAGUGGCGAAUAGCCUAAUCACACUUCUCUGUGAAAAUCUUUCUAAAACUCUCAUUAGAAUAGCAUUUAAGUGCCUAGAAGUAGUUACAGAGUCUGCUUAGAGUGCUUUCAGAAUAUUAAGUCUAUAUUUUCAUAUUCAUUAUUUGCUUUCAUUAUUUGCUUUCAGUAUUAGCCCUCUGAUGCUGCUUAAGUGUUUAUUCUUUUCAUGGCUACAUGUACAAUGUUUUUCACUUAGUUUCAGGUACAAUCAUCAAGUGACAAGUUUUGAAGUACCUCGGACCCCCAGUUAGCUUUAGCAAUUAGGAGCUGAAGCCCUGCAGUCUUUGACAAAUGUCAAGUUAUGCACUCUUAGUUUUUUAAUAGUCCUUCACAAGUCAGCCCUCCAGGCUGGCAUACUUCUGCAGUUUUCUUCCCAUUCUUUUUGCUGCCAUAAAAGACAGGAGUGCAGAAGGGUUUCACCAUGCCAACAACAGACCUAUCCCAGAUUUGAACAGGAACCAUUCUAUGGACUCAUUUUUAAUAUUUUCUACUUUCUUUUCAAAUAUUUUGCAUAAAGUGCAGGGGAUGAUGCAUACCAUCAGGGAAUUGAAGACUGGUCGUCUGCACAAAUCGUACUUCAGAAUGGUCUGAAGACAAAAGAAUAUAUUUCUUUCAAAAUUCCUUUUUUUUUUUUUUUCUUUCCUGAAAUUGAUGUACGUACAGCAAGUUGGGUUCAGUUUUUGUAAUAUGCAAGGUCGUACUUCUUUAAGUCUUCAGGCUUUGAAUUUUCCUCCUGCUAAAUGGAGUAGCAAAUUACUUAAAAUGUGAUUUCUGGAGCUACAUUUAACUGAAUAUUUACAUUCUUUUUGUCUCUCUCUUUCUCUCUUUUUUAAAAUUUAGGCUUGUCAUAAUUACUAUUUCCAGAUACUUUAUGUGCCAGUAAUAAUGAUGUUCUUCUGGAAAACAGUAUUUAAGACAAGAAAUACUGAAAGGCUUAGAAAUAUGCCUUCAGAAGUGCAACGAUACAGCCCUGUAGGCAGUGGUAGGCUAUGAGUAUGCUGGACAUAACAAAUCUUUAUCAAAGAGCUGUUAUGGUUUAUAUUCAAAUAUUAUCAUUUUUAAUAAUCUCUCUUCAAAUAUAUUCUUAAUUGCAAUCUCUUGUCUCCUUUUAGAUGAAGUUUCUUUUUAGGAAAGAUAUUUAAUAGUCAUUCUAAAAAGAAGUAUAUUCUUUCCCUAACGCUAGUAAUUCAGUUCAGAAUUAUUCUUUGCAAUACUUGGAAAGCAUUAUAUAAAUGUGAACUUUAUUAGCCAGACUUGAUUUCUGAGUUUCUGUAGAAUUUGCAUUUUUAUGCCAGUUUGUUGCAAUGCAGUGGACAUAAAGCCGUGUUAAGCAGCAAUAAUACGUGCAGCACUGAAUGCUUUGGUUGCCUAUAUUUUUAAUGGUAUCAGGAAUAUAUUGAUCAUCAGUAAGUUCAGGCAUUCCAAAUAACUUCCUUAGCAUAUCUUAUAUUUCUAUGUUAUUUGUUGAUAGUUUUGUCCACUUUCUGCUACUUUUGUUCAUUUCUUACUGAAACUGACUUUGAUCUUGCAGAUCAAGAGGCAAAAUUGGCUUGUUCUCUUUUAAAUAUCAUAGAAUCAUAUAUAUGUAUGUAUUCAUUCACACCAUUUGCUUAUUAAAUUAAAACACUUUAGGAAGUAAAUCUUUCUAAGGUGCGAAAGAGAUGCUCGGACAGAAAAAGAGCAGACUUGUAUCCACAUGGCUUCUGUGGCAGGCACCUUGUUAUGGAUUGCAAACAGGCAGAGCUACACAGGAGAAGUGCACAUCCCAAACAUCACUCGUGUUCACGUAGGCAAUUCACAAGUGAAAAAAGUAAAGGAGCACUUUAAAUACCCUGUUCAGAUGUAUCAGGUUCGCAGAAGGACAGUCAAUGGUAACAGUUACAGACUGUCAUCAGAAACAUAGGAAAAUACCCAAUUUACUGUCUCUGCUAGUAAAUGCACUCCUCUCUUUAUUUGUUGUUUAACUUUUGAGUUGCUAAACUCUUUGGAGAGAUGACCUCCAUCAUUUAAUGCUUAGAACAUACUGAUAAGUACUUGGUGACACUAUACAGAAAAAUUGAUCCAAAUUUCCAUUCUCUUUAUUAUUUUUUUUUCCCUGCAUAUUGACUCUCUGCAUUUCUUUCUCCCUGCCUCUUUUCCACUUUCAACUCUUUACUACUUUCACAUUUAAUUUUGGCUCACAUAUUCUUUAAACCUUUUGGGGACCCUUUUGCCUUUCAAGCCCUUCUUCCAGCUCCUUGGCCCGGAGAACAGGUACUUCUGCCUGAGAUCAGGAUUGGUUUUGUCCUCCUUGAAGGAAUGAUAAACCUGUAACUAGCAUUUUUUUUCUCUCAUUUGUAUACAUUGGUUUUACUGUCUGUCUUCAGUGAAAGAAAUAUAUCUGACAGAUAGCUGUACCCAUAAUCUCCCAAAUACCUCCUCCUGCCUCAUUUCAGGUUAUGAGGAUGAGAUAUGAUGUUUGCACAAGUCCUCUAAACCUGGAAAGUAGAUGAAAUAAAGAGGAUCUAUUGCUAUGUGGAAGAAUAGCAGGCAUCAGUCUUUUUUGGGAACAGUUUGUUGGGUUGGUGAGACACAUCUGAAUGCAACCUUUCCUGAAGGCAGAGGCAAAUGGCUUUCUCUCAAGUCCAAUAAAUUGCAAAUUUAAAUGUCACUGGAUAGUUUUGGUAGAUUCUUCCUGUUGGAGAAGCUUGGAGAUGAUUGAGAUAACAUAACUGUAAAGCUCAGAGGUCUUUUUGUAGAGUAGAACCUAGGUUAGAUGGGGAAGGUAUGCAAGAAAGGUGCAGGAGGGAGAAGAGCACAAGGUUAUACAGGACAGAGAAAUGCAAGGAGAAAGGCAGAGUUAUCAAUUUGUAUAAUUCUGCCACGAGUGUUUGAUUUUAUAUUUUCCUUAAUCUAUUUGUAAUAGCUUGCAUUUUCAAUAUGCAUACGGAGGCUUUAAACCUUAAGUCUAAAUUGCUGCAGCACCAGGGGCAUAACAUUACUAAGAUAUCAGCACUACCAAUUUGGAGAGAUCAGAUGCACAGUGACAUCACAUAUGAGGUACCUGGAAAAGAGUAUGCUUCCCACCAACCAGAAUGCAUCUAUAUGUGCUUCAGAGGCAGCUCCAAUGCAGCUUUACCUCUGAGAUGAAUGCAGGCCAGUUGCUAAUAGUUCUCCUCCUUAGCAUGGCACUGAGCUGGGAGGCAAGGGAGAAGAGUUAUUUUAUGGAUUAAUGAUGGGUAUUGGACUUAUAAUGCUUAAAUGUGAUCUGCUAGAAUCCCUCUAUGACCUAUGAUUUUAUAAAGUUUAGAGAGGAUGAAUGGAGCUGAUGAGUAGGCAGAGCACUCCUGAGGGUAAAUGCCAGACACUGGAGUUUACUGAACAUGUAAAUAGAAAUUUUAGUUUUAGGUACAGAGAGUUCUUACAUUUCCUAUACACACCAGACAUUUGAGUACAGCUCCUUCCUUAUUUGUCACUGCCACGUUAUGAUUUAUUUCUUCAUGGGUGCAUGGCACGAGAUACAUUUGCCACAGGGCAGGAGGCACUGGAGUGAAAACCUAAUCACAUGGAGGAAAGAAUUCUCCCCUCUUCAUCUCAGUCUCGUCUGAGUUAGUUUUCUCUGAUUGUGGUUCUGCCAGCAAGCUGGCCUGAUGUCAAAAGGGGAUUUACUCAUUUUUAUCUUCUUUGGUGUGACUGAGGGGAAAAAAAAAACAGAAAAAAAAAAAAAUUUGCAAAGGAAUAGCAGCUCAGAAGAGCUGCUGAACUCGAUCAGCUUGUAAGGUGCUUCCACCCUUUGUACUUUAUUUACCACUUAUUUUCACAAUGCUGUACCCAUACUUUGAUUUACCGUAGAUGUGUUUCUUUGCAAGAGCAAAAAAUCAUUCCAAAAAAUAUCACACCAGAACAUCACAAAUGAGGUUUUGGAAGACAUCAGCUGUACUGCCCUUCCUCACCCAAAUUAAAGUAUCCCGGUAUCAUGAGGCACUGGCAGAGGCUGCCCAGAGGGGUGGUGGAUGCCCUAUCCCUGGGGACAGUCAAUGGCAGGCUGGAUGGGGGCUUUGGGCAUCUGAUCAGUCUGUAGGGGUCACUGUUCAUUGCAGAGGAGUUGGACUAGAAGACCCUUUGGGGUCCUUUCCAAAUCAAACAAUUCAAUGAUUGUAUGAUCAUAACUCUGCACUCGCACUCAUGAAUCUGUGCUAGAGAUAUAAAUUCACCCAGGAUUAGAUAUUGGAGAAAGAUUUGAGAAAGAAGGAGACUUGGAAUGGGAGAAUUUUCCAUUUUAAGAGUAAAGGAUGAAUGUUGUCAUAUUUACCUGCAUCUCUGGCUGUUCCAACAUGUGAGUCCAAAAUCUUUCCUUCCCAACUUGGACAAAUCAACCAUAUAUAUUUCAUUGGCAUUAUCCAUAGGAAUAAAGUGGAAAAAAAAAAGGAUGAUUAAACCAAACUCAGUAUCUUCAGGCUUGUUAGAGGUACUGUUCUUGGCAAAGCCAAUAAAAUGAGAGCUAAACUUGGCACACUACUUGCGAAUUUUUCCAAAGCGAUCCUCAUUUUGUUGUUCAUGUGGAGCAUCAUUUGUUUUGUACUGUGGGGCCAAAUUCUACCCUAUUUUAUGGCCAUGCAGAUUCACAGACUUUGUCAGGUAAACUGUGUUCCAGACGAAGGGCAUUCAUCCAUGGGGAAUCUGAAAUGUAGCUGCAGUUGUCAUCUCUCUGCACCCAUAUGCACACAGCUGAUUUCACCUGGAAUUCUUAUUCCAAUGGUUAACAUGAGUGUAUUUUGUAUACCCACAAACUAAUUACAACUACAUUUUUUAACUACUUGCAACUGCUUUUUUUAAAAUACGAUCAAUGAAUGGGACAUGGUAUAGCAGGCAAUAUUGGUGGUAGGUGGAUGGUUGGACUAGAUGAUCUUACAGGUCUUUUCCAACCUUAAUGUUGGAAAAUCGUAGAAUCAUAGGAUUCUAAAUGCUUAACACUGUGUUUCUGACCAGAUUUCUGGCAAAGGACCCUUGCAAUCCAUGCAAACACUCUUAGUGGCAGUCAGUAUGCUGCAGUCCUCUCCUUCUGCCUUUGCACAUUUUAGUAUUUGUGAUAUCCGUACAUGCCUUUUCCUGUUUUUGUUCUGGGAGACCAUGACCAGGUUUCUUUGUAUCAGGACUCAAGGGAAGAAUGAGAUUAAUCCAUAACUGGUGCAUUGUCAUAAACGGGGAAAAGUGUUAUUUGUAUAUUAUUGUAAAUAUGUAACAUUUAAUGGCAGUUUUGUAGUGACGUGCUGUUUUUGAGAAGGAAGAAAUCAAAUAUAUGUUUGAAUAUGCUUAAUGUAACACUUAACUGUGAUUCUAUUGCACAAUUAAUAGCUUAAUCAAAAGUCUUGUGCAAUAUGUAGUGCACACACAUAACCAAGUAUCUGUUAGUGGUCCACAACCAAGGUUUUGGCAACUUUUAAUGAUGGUGAUGAACUGUGCAGUAUGGUUUAUCACAGUCUCUUUCAGCUUCCAAACAUGUAGCAGGCAGACUACUGUAUACGUACCUGUGUACUCCACUGCAUCCAAAGGUAUGCAUUUGUCCUGAGAACCUGCACUACAGGUUUUUCUUUAAUAAAAUUUGGUUCUAAACUA
This is a messenger RNA of Gallus gallus (chicken), 13363 nucleotides long. It is a transcript of the gene SORCS2, whose product is annotated as sortilin related VPS10 domain containing receptor 2. NCBI's taxonomy places the organism in Eukaryota, Metazoa, Chordata, Aves, Galliformes, Phasianidae. Gene Ontology annotation, cellular component: membrane. The transcript is spliced from 28 exons. Gene Ontology annotation, molecular function: protein binding. The coding region runs from base 134 to 3244 and encodes 1036 amino acids. The record is from RefSeq and is a predicted model, not a curated record.